Messenger RNA from Meloidogyne enterolobii, 396 nucleotides. The record is from the annotation of a GenBank genome assembly. Lineage: Eukaryota; Metazoa; Nematoda; Chromadorea; Rhabditida; Meloidogynidae.
UUUUCCCUCAAAAAUUUUUCUUUUCUUCCUUCAAUUUUAUUUCUUCUACUUUUUAUAACUUCAUUUAAGCAUUCAUCCCUUCCCUCCCUUCCCUCCUUCCCCAUUUAUUUAUUUCAACUUCAAUUUUCUAUCAAAAACUAGCAAAAGCAUAUAACGUUGGUUUUGCCUUUUGUUUGAAUGUCCCGCUGCUUUUUGUAUUUAUUCUUUUUCCUUCUUUUUAUUUAUUUAUUUGUGUGUCAUCACCACUCAUGCAGCGAAAAUUGUUGGCCGUUUUUUCAGUUUUUUCAGUCCCCUCGUCUCAGCUUUUCUAGCCAGCCGGAUGGAAAUAAGAAGAAAAAAAGGGGAGAGGGAAGGGAAGGAGAAGAGACUUGUGUGGAAAAAAACUUGAGGGAGUGA